Molecule: messenger RNA, 705 nt
Organism: Lasiosphaeria miniovina
Lineage: Eukaryota; Fungi; Ascomycota; Sordariomycetes; Sordariales; Lasiosphaeriaceae
Exons: 1
Coding region: 1-705 (234 amino acids)
Source: RefSeq, a predicted model, not a curated record
AUGUACGGGGUGCUGUUCCCCCCGCUGGCCCCGGUCGUUCCGGACGAGAAGAGCGACGGCGCCGAGGACGGAAUCCACGCGAAACUCUUCGCGUCGCAGAGAAUGAGCAUGCUGCCGACUCUCAAGCGCCCGCACGGGCCUCUGCUGAUCAAGACAGUCGCGAUCCCGUUUACGCUGGUCGAAUCGCUGACGACGGCGCCGCUGUACUACAACUGGCGCAGAUACCGCUGGGCGCUGGUCGUGUGCCGCGCAUCCAGCCCCGAGUGCGACUUUUACGAGGCCACGCGGUGCCGGGACGGGCCGACGGAAGAAGCCAACCCGUUCGGCCGGGACGCCAGGACCCCGACGCGCCGGAGGCUGGCCGACAUCCCGCACGAUGCGGAGUGGGCUGACCUCGCCGCCGUGGAAGCGACACGGGAAAACAAGGACGUCAUCACCGGCAUCGUCGAGCAGUCGGAGCUGUUUGGCUUCUCGAGCGACCUCGCCUACGUCUGGUCGCUUGCGAUCCAUCUCGUCGGCCGCGGCGUGGUCACGUCCGAGAACGAAUACUGGAGGUGGGCGGCCGACGUGAGGACCCUCGGCAUGGAGAUAUCGCUGGAUUAUAGCCCGUUUGGCAAGACACGGACGCCCAAGGUUGAAGCAAGCCUGAGAGCGGAGAAGGUUACGGUACCCAAGCUGCGUUCGGCUAUGAGGAGCAGGAAAUAA